Molecule: messenger RNA, 744 nt
Organism: Brienomyrus brachyistius
Lineage: Eukaryota; Metazoa; Chordata; Actinopteri; Osteoglossiformes; Mormyridae
Product: kelch-like protein 10
Exons: 3
Coding region: 1-744 (247 amino acids)
Molecular function (GO): protein binding
Source: RefSeq, a predicted model, not a curated record
AUGCAGCAGAUCAUCGAGUACGCCUACGCGUACUCUGUGCUCGUCACGACUGACAACGUGGAGAACCUCCUGGCGGCCGCCGAUCAGCUGAACAUCCUGGGCAUUGUUCAGAUGGCUCGCAUGGAUCUGGAAUAUUUUAUGAAGAACAUUAAAAUGAACGAUCUAGUGAAGGCCAAUGCGGCGUGCAAGCCCAUUGUCAACGACGUCUUAAGGGCCAUGUAUGAACUUGAAUUUAAAAGCCCAAAUUCUGAAAACCCGUUGACCCGCCCACGCCAGCCCUCUGACAUCCUGUUGGCUAUUGGUGGCUGGGUUGACCACCCAACCACCUGGAUUGAUGCGUACGACUCCCGGGCCGACCGCUGGGUGGAUGUUACGCAGGUGGAGAGGCGCCAGUCCGGCCAUGGCACAGUAUACUUAAAUGGAUACGUGUACUGCAUUGGGGGGUUUGACGGCCUCAUGCGCUUCAACACAGCCGAGCGCUACGACCCGGAAACUAAUGAACGGACCAUUAUCCAGCCCAUGCAUGAGCGGCGACACGAUGCCAGUGCCACCACCUUAAAUGGCAAGAUAUAUAUCUGUGGCGGCUACAAUGGAGCUGAUACACAUGCUACUGUGGAGUGCUAUGACCCACUCACUGGCGAAUGGACCAUAAUCGCUCUCAUGAGCACUCGCCCACGUGGCCUUAGGGUCGCUGCUUAUCACGGGAAAAUUUAUGUGGUGAGUGACUCCUUUCUUGCACCUUGA